AUGACCUCAAGAUUUAUUGGUAAAACAGCAUUCAUUACUGGUGGUUCAUCUGGCAUUGGUCAGGCAAUUGCCAGGCUGCUCUCAUCUGAAGGUGCACGUGUGAUUAUUGCCGAUUUACAAGAACCCAUCAAACCAUGGGCAUCGGAUCAAAGGUUAUUCAUUAAAACCGAUGUUACAAAUCCCGAAUCCGUUCGAAAAGCAGUUACUUCUCAGAAAUCACAACUCGACAUAAUCAUUAAUAAUGCUGGUAUCUUUCAUCCAUCAAUACCAAUUCAUAAAUGCCCAUUGGAUAGUUGGCAUCAACAGAUGGAUGUUAAUUUAAAUGGAGCAUUUUAUGUAAUGAAAUAUGGUUUGGAACAAAUGAUUAAACAGAAUUUGGAUGGCGGUGUUAUUAUCAAUACAUCAUCCAUUGCCGGUAUUUUUCCGGAAAGUAAUAAUGCUGGAUACAAUUGUUCAAAGGCAGCACUAAUUCAUUUAACAAAAGAAGCAGCCCGUCAUUAUGGUAAAUAUAAAAUCAGAGUAAAUGCAAUUGCGCCAACCGCUGUUCGGACGCCAUUGCUUUCCAAAUAUAUUAGUGAAUCAAAAGAUUCUACUUUGGUUAAAGAACGACUGGAAAAUUUAUCAGUGAUACCGGGGUAUUUACCGGAACCAGAAGAUAUUGCAGCAGUCGUCGCUUUUUUGGCUAGUGAUGAAGCCAAAUUUAUUACCGGUACUGUAUUACCGGUUGAUGCAGGGUAUUUAGUAAUGUAA
Messenger RNA from Didymodactylos carnosus, 750 nucleotides. The record is from the annotation of a GenBank genome assembly. NCBI's taxonomy places the organism in Eukaryota, Metazoa, Rotifera, Eurotatoria, Philodinida, Philodinidae.